GCAGAACAGUCCUCCUGUAAGAGCCUAACCAUUGCCAGGGAAACCUGCGCUGGGCUCUCCCUUCAUUACCAGUAUAUUUUUUUUUAUUAAUCUGAUUAAUAAUUAUUUUCUCUCCCCUCCAAUUUAAUUUUUUUCUCCCAGGUGGAGUUGCCGGAAGCUGGGGGCACCAGGGGAGGGGGGAGGGGGAGAGGCAGGAGUUGAGGGCACGUCUCUCUCCCUUCCAGACCCUCUAGCCCCCCAAGGGGAGGAGGAAUGCGGGAGCAGGAGUUGAGAUAGGGAGCUGCAGAUGCCUCCCCUCUCCCCUCUCCCAGGCUCUCCCUCCUGUCCCCUUCUUGCAACUCUCCUUAAUUUUAUUUGGCUUUUUAAUUAUUGGAAAUAUUCUUUUUAUUUUUAAAUUUAUAUAAAGUGUGUGUGUGUGUGGAGCUGAGACAGGCUCGGCAGCGGCACAGAAUGAGGGAAGACGAGAAAGAGAGAGUGGGAGAGAGAGAGAGAGGCAGAGAGAGAGGGAGAGGGAGAGUGACAGCAGCGCACGCGGGGGCUCAACCCCCAGACCUCCAGAAAUGACGUCAGAAUCAUUUGCAUCCUGCUGCCUCUACUUGCCUGGUCCAGCUGGGACCCUGCCUCGCCGCCCGGGCCAGAGGGUUGGAAAUUAAUGAUCAUGAGCUCGUAUUUGAUGGACUCUAACUACAUCGAUCCGAAAUUUCCUCCAUGCGAAGAAUAUUCGCAAAAUAGCUACAUCCCUGAACACAGUCCGGAAUAUUACGGCCGGACCAGGGAAUCGGGAUUCCAGCAUCACCACCAGGAGCUGUACCCACCACCGCCUCCGCGCCCUAGCUACCCCGAGCGCCAGUAUAGCUGCACCAGUCUCCAGGGGCCGGGCAGUUCGCGAGGCCACGGGCCGGCCCAGGCGGGCCACCACCACCCAGAGAAAUCACAGCCGCUCUGCGAGCCGGCGCCUCUCUCAGGCGCCUCCGCCUCCCCGUCCCCAGCCCCGCCAGCCUGCAGCCAGCCAGCCCCUGACCAUCCCUCCAGCGCCGCCAGCAAGCAACCCAUAGUCUACCCAUGGAUGAAAAAAAUCCACGUUAGCACGGUGAACCCCAAUUAUAACGGAGGGGAACCCAAGCGCUCGAGGACAGCCUACACCCGGCAGCAAGUCCUGGAAUUAGAGAAAGAGUUUCAUUACAAUCGCUACCUGACCCGAAGGAGAAGGAUCGAGAUCGCCCACUCGCUGUGCCUCUCUGAGAGGCAGAUCAAAAUCUGGUUCCAAAACCGUCGCAUGAAAUGGAAGAAGGACCACCGACUCCCCAACACCAAAGUCAGGUCAGCGCCCCCGGCCGGCGCUGCGCCCAGCACCCUCUCGGCAGCCACCCCGGGCACUUCUGAAGACCACUCCCAGAGCGCCACGCCGCAGGAGCAGCAGCGGGCAGAGGACAUUACCAGGUUAUAAAACAUAACUCACACCCUGCCCCCACCCCAUGCCCCUAUCCUCCCCUCACAUACAAAUUGACUCUUAUUUAUAGAAUUUAAUAUAUAUAUAUUUUGGUUCUUUUCUCUCUUCUUCCAACCUUAUCCCCUGUCAAUUCCAAACAGACAAAACAGAUAAACAAACAAGCCCCCUGCCCUUCUCUCCCUUCCACUAUUAAGGACCCUUUUAAGCAUGUGAUGUUGUCUUAGCAUGGUACCUGCUGGGUUUUGUUUUGUUUUGUUUUGUUUUAAGGCCAUUUUGGGGGGUUAUUUAUUUUUUAAGAAAAAAUGAAAAAAAUUAUAUAUUACAAGGUGUGAUGGUCUGGUUUGGGUGAAUUUCAGGGGAAAUGAGGAAAAGAAAAAAGGAAAGAUUUUUAAAGCCAAUUCUCAUCCUUCUCUCCCCCCCCCCCCCCCAACCUCUUUCCUUAGGCCUUUUGCAUUUGAAAAUGCACCAGGGGAGGUUAGUGAGAGGGAAGUCAUUUUAAGGAGAACAAAGCUAUGAAGUUCUUUUGUAUUAUUGUUGUGGGGGGAGGCUGGGAGGAGAUGGGGGAAGACAGCAGACAAAGCUAAAUGCAUCUGGAGAGCCUCUCAGAGCUGUUCAGUUUGAGGAGCCAAAAGAAAAUAAAAAUGAACUUUCAGUUCAGAGAGGCAGUCUAUAGGUAGAAUCUCUCCCCCCUGUCUCCCAUCGUGGUUAUUGUGUUUUUGGACUGAAUUUACUUGAUUAUUGUAAAACUUGCAAUAAAGAAUUUUAGUGUCGAUGUGAAAUGCCCCGUGAUCAAUAAUAAACCAGUGGAUGUGAAUUAGUUUUA
Molossus molossus (Pallas's mastiff bat) is the source of this 2273-nucleotide messenger RNA. It is a transcript of the gene HOXC4, whose product is annotated as homeobox C4. The transcript has 4 exons. Gene Ontology annotation, molecular function: RNA polymerase II cis-regulatory region sequence-specific DNA binding; DNA-binding transcription factor activity, RNA polymerase II-specific. Gene Ontology annotation, biological process: regulation of transcription by RNA polymerase II; embryonic skeletal system morphogenesis; anterior/posterior pattern specification. The record is from RefSeq and is a predicted model, not a curated record. Gene Ontology annotation, cellular component: nucleus. NCBI's taxonomy places the organism in Eukaryota, Metazoa, Chordata, Mammalia, Chiroptera, Molossidae. Bases 653 to 1447 code for a protein of 264 amino acids.